CAGCUUUCUGCACUUGGGCAGGAAGGGGCGUGUCUAGCAGCUCAGGGGGCCUGCUGAUUGGCUGAAAGGCACCGGGGCCCCGCCGAAGACGGGCGGUGCCGUGGGUUUGAUCCCGGAGGUGGCGACCGGCUUCAGUGAGGCUAUAAUGGCAGCUCGGACCGGUCAGAGUGCCCUGAAAAAAUUAGUUUCGGUCUCGAGAUGUCGUCCAAAUUUGACCGCAGCAGCUGGAGUACCAAUUUCAGCGCAGGGGACCGCGCGGAACGUCCGAUAUUUAGCUUCCUGUGGUAUACUGAUGAGCAGAAUUCUUCCACCACAUACCUCAAUUUUGCCUAAGGAGAUGUAUGCAAGAACUUUCUUCAAAAUUGCUGCACCAUUAAUAAACAAAAGAAAAGAAUAUUCAGAGAGGAGAAUUAUAGGAUACUUUAUGCAAGAAAUGUAUGAUGUCGUAUCAGGAAUGGAGGAUUACAAGCAUUUUGUUCCUUGGUGCAAAAAAUCAGAUAUAAUAUCAAAGAGAUCUGGAUACUGCAAAACACGAUUAGAAAUUGGGUUUCCACCUAUAUUGGAGCACUAUACAUCAGUAGUAACCAUGGUGAGACCACACUUGGUAAAGGCAUCCUGUACCGAUGGGAAGCUUUUCAAUCAUUUGGAGACUGUUUGGCGUUUUAGUCCAGGUCUUCCUGGCUACCCAAGAACUUGUACUUUGGAUUUUUCAAUUUCUUUUGAAUUUCGCUCACUUCUACACUCUCAGCUUGCCACAUUGUUUUUUGAUGAAGUUGUAAAGCAGAUGGUAGCUGCCUUUGAAAGAAGAGCAUGUAAGCUAUACGGUCCAGAAACAAAUAUACCUCGGGAAUUAAUGCUUCAUGAAGUUCAUCACACAUAAAGGGAAAAAAGAACUGGAACUGGUCAUCUACUUGUAACUUUAUUCAUUUUCAGAACGUGCUUUUAUCAUUUGCUUUCAGAAGUCAGAAACCAUUUAUUCAACCCAGCUUGAUUAUAAAUCUGCACUGUUGAAAAUGUGCACUUGGAAUAGAGAACCAUGUGUACAUACAAGUCAAUCAAGUGUAAUUCAAAGUAAUGUGUACAUUAGCAUAUUUAUAAUAAUAAGAUGUCCACUAUUGCUAGAAUACUAACAUCACUCUUCUGAGCAGAAAUUGCAACAGUAAAUUUAAACCUUUUAUCACCUUACAUGAAAGAGGUUAGUUGAAAUACCCAGUAUGUAUUAUAUUAACCAUAUCACGUUUAAGUUAUUAAAUUCAGACUAUUUAUAACUUAUUGUCAUAGGGUGUGCCUCAUGCUAUUUGAGCAAUCAUCAGAUAUAGUAAAAACUUUGACUUAAAAAUACUGUUAAUGAAGGUUCUCUUGCACUUUUCUUAUUUUUAAAUUGUUCUUAUGGGUAAUAGUAGAUAGAUAAUUCAAUGCUGUAGUGAGGUUAGCUCUCUGAUAAACUGAAUAUUUUUUUGGUGAGUGGUCCAGGGCUUUAAGCUAGUUUCCUCAUAGUUCACAACCCUCUCCCACUUAUUUUGACUGCUCUUUCAAUAAUGCUGAUUGUGUGUCAAAUUGUAUCUAUAACAAUGGGAACAGAUGAAGUUGGUUGAUAUGUCUCCAGCACCGGGUGCAUCUCUCCCUGUUUUCUAUUUAUUGUGUGUACUCACUUUCAAUAAUGUAUUUCAAACUGAUAUUUUUGUAAACAAAUCAGUGUAAGGACCGAAAUGGUAAUAAAGUUAAUUUGUUUAUUUUUUGUA
Molecule: messenger RNA, 1742 nt
Organism: Pteropus alecto (black flying fox)
Lineage: Eukaryota; Metazoa; Chordata; Mammalia; Chiroptera; Pteropodidae
Gene: COQ10B
Product: coenzyme Q10B
Exons: 5
Coding region: 146-880 (244 amino acids)
Biological process (GO): ubiquinone biosynthetic process; cellular respiration
Cellular component (GO): mitochondrion
Molecular function (GO): ubiquinone binding
Source: RefSeq, a predicted model, not a curated record